This is a messenger RNA of Schistosoma spindalis, 448 nucleotides long. The record is from the annotation of a GenBank genome assembly. NCBI's taxonomy places the organism in Eukaryota, Metazoa, Platyhelminthes, Trematoda, Strigeidida, Schistosomatidae.
GCCCGCUGCCGUUCAAGGCCGCGAAGAAGAGAGCGCGGUCAAGUUUGGGAGCUGAUAUUGUACGUUAGAUGUCAAAGUCAACCUUGCCAUUAGAUACUUUCUUCAAGAACUUCCGAUUUUUGAAAAAAACUGUGAUAGUUAACAAUAAUGACUAUAACGGCGCUUUCAGAUCGAUUAAUAAGAUAAUAAAUUCUGAUAAGAUAAGAAGUACGGUCAAUUUUCAACAACGUUAUGAAAAACCAACUGAUUGGAGACGAAGAUAUAUGUAUGAACGAUGUAAACGUGUGUAUGACUCUGAGAUGUCUAGGAAAAUCUCACUUGUUAUACGCACACAUAGGGUUGAUCCAUGGCCUCGUUAAAAACUAUGUGUAUGCUUAGUUGUUCUUCUCUGUUGUACAGACUUACAAUUGUUAGAUUUUGUUAAUAUAAUACAAUUUUGUUUAUUGAA